AUGCUGGGAGUCUUCAGGGUGCUCAUUUUGUCAUCCAUCAGCAUAACCAUCCUGUUGCAGGAACGCAACCGAGACACGAAUACACUGCCUAUGAAAACCGCCUCAAGUUCAACUGGUUCUCUUCUCAUAUGGGACACGGGAACUUAUAGUAUCCUGCAGCGAAAAAGCAAAAACUCACCAUCUGAAGAUCCAUCAUCACCGCCAUCUUCACCAGCAUCAUCCCUUACAUCAACACCACAAGCUCUUCUACACGAAGCUUUUCAGAGCCGAAAAAUCCGUAUCCGCUUGCACGGAUCUCACUUACCUGAUCCUUACGUCUUGAACCUUCGCUUGACCAAGUCAGAAGAUAUCGCUGGUAGACGGAAAAGUGGGAGCACGCCUCGGAAACGAAGACGUCCCCGCAUGCGAACCUAG
Fusarium venenatum is the source of this 414-nucleotide messenger RNA. RefSeq lists its product as uncharacterized. Lineage: Eukaryota; Fungi; Ascomycota; Sordariomycetes; Hypocreales; Nectriaceae. The record is from RefSeq and is a predicted model, not a curated record.